Messenger RNA from Rubroshorea leprosula, 1067 nucleotides. The record is from the annotation of a GenBank genome assembly. Lineage: Eukaryota; Viridiplantae; Streptophyta; Magnoliopsida; Malvales; Dipterocarpaceae.
AAUCCAAAGAAUUAGAAAUUCAUUUCCUCAAAAAAAAAAAAAAUAAAUUUAUCCAUCAUUUUCAUCUGUUCUUUGAUCUGUUCGUCUUCUCUUUCUCUGCAAUUCUUAUAGUUUUGAGGCUUUCGAUCCUUCCAUUGAUCUGAGAUUUUUCACAAUCCAGGGCUUUCCAAGCUAUGUUCAAAUUCUGGGGUUCACCAGGGCAACAAGCUCAGCCACAUCCACAAGAGGGUGCGUCAAAUUCCUGGUAUCCUCCUCCUGUUGGUAGCUCCCCAAAUUCUACCCAGCCUCCAUCACCAAGUAACAGUUCUAAUAGUGUUAGUUAUCAGAGGCCUAUGGAUCGGCCACAGUCUCCAUCUCAUGUUUCACCUGCUGAAGCUCCAGGCGUCAUUGCCCUCUUGAAGGACAAAAGUGUUGAUGAGUUACGUAAGCUUCUGUCUGACAAGGAUGCAUAUAAUCAAUUUUUACUCUCAGUUGACCAGGUUAAAAUUCAAAACAAUAUACGAGAUGAACUUCGCAAGGAGACUUUGCAGCUUGCUAGGUCGAAUUUGGACAAGGAACCACGAAUAAUGGAACUUCGAAACCAGUGCAUGAUCAUCCGAACAACAGAGCUGGCUGCUGCUCAGGAAAAAUUUAGUGAGCUCGAAAAACAGAAGGAAGACAUAAUGAAGUUCUAUUCCCCUGCAUCGAUUCUUCAUAGGCUUCAUGAGGCAAUGAACAAGAUAGAGGAAGAAUCAGAAGCAUUGCACAGACAGUUACUUGACAGAGAGAUAGACCUCGGAACAUUUGUGCACAAGUACAAGAAACUCCGCACUACUUACCACCGGCGAGCACUAAUUCAACUCGCCGCUAAAACAUCUUCAAUUGGAUGAAAUUUGUGUAUGGGUUUAGUUGACACUCUAUCCUAUGUAUCUAGCAGUAUACUUGUUAUACAACUCAUGGUUUUAGAUUAUACCAAUUUACUUUUCAUUUUUUCACCUUUCUCAUCUUCGGUUGUAAAUAUCUCAUAUCCCUAGUCUAAACAGAUUAAUUUAGUGCCAACAUUGUUCUAAUAAUCUUAAAUCAGCUAA